GAGAGAGGGGGGCAGAGGGAGAGCACCCUCGGGUCAGUGGGCAACUUCUCCUGCUGACUGUCACUCAUACAACAACCGACUUUUCAAACACACAACUUCUCUCUCUCUCUCUUUCUGUCAUCGGGCCGGUGAUCAUCCUGCACAUUAAUACGGGAGGGAGAGAGAGAGAGAGAGAGAGAGGACAGAGAGGAGAGAGAGAGAGAGACUGGGAGAGAGGGAGGCUUUAACCGGCCGCUAGCGCUGGACUGGAGUCUGGGCCGCCGCCACCCGCCCGCCAGGUCGUGAUCAAGUGAGAAGGAUUUUGAAAAGAUUCAUCUUCAUCACAUCAAUUUCCAUUUUAAUUGUUUGGCACAGCACCAUGAAAGCUAGCAGCAGAAAUAAAGACCACUCAGCAGAUGGCGAUGGAACUGGAAAGAGACCAAAACGGAAGUGUCUUCAGUGGCAUCCGUUGCUUGCCAAAAAGAUGCUGGACUUCUCUGAGGAGGAGGAGGAGGAUGAGGAAGAUGAAGAUAUUGAUAAGGAUGCUCUGAGCACAGAGGGACUUGAACAUGAGGCAGAUGAGACAGAUGACGACUCUUCUGAACAGCGAGCUCGCAGGCCAAUGAAUGCAUUUCUUCUGUUCUGCAAACGGCACCGCUCUUUGGUUCGGCAACAACAUCCUCGUCUAGACAACCGUGGUGCUACAAAAAUUCUGGCAGACUGGUGGUCUGUCUUAGAUCCAAAGGAAAAGCAGAAAUACACUGACCUUGCUAAAGAGUAUAAGGAUGCUUUUCUAAAGGCCAACCCUGGUUACAAAUGGUGUCCAACAACAAACAAGCCACUGAAGAGUCCAUCACCUACUGUCACAACAAGGAAGAAGCUUUGGACGUUUCCAACAGAACCAACAAAGGACUUUCCCAUCAUCAAAAGGGUGGUAAAGACUGAGGAAAUGCCACAAAUCAACUUUGCUAUGGCAGAUCCCACUCAAAUGGGAGGACUCAGCAUGCUGCUUUUAGCGGGAGAACAUGCCUUAACAGCCAAGGAGAUUUCAUCCAAUACAACACAGCCAGGGGUUCCUGAUUCAAAGCAGUGUGGGAAUUCUGCAUUAUUUCAGCUAGCAGAGAUGUGUUCAGACCGGUUGGUAACAGAAGGAGUAAAAACUGAAUCUUCUACAAUUAUCCUGGAAGAUGAACAUAAGCCUGAAAUCCCCACUGUUAAUUCUCCAAUUGAUACAAAGAAUGACAUUGAUACUAAGCCAAGGGAGUGGAUUGCUAAUGAAAAACCAUUGUCUUUGCUAACUGACAAUUCUAUGGCAAGUCUUAACAAAGGUGAAAAAAUUAAGAAGAAGAAGAAGAAGAAAGUUAAACUUGACUCUACCAAAGUUGAUAAACAGACAUUUAAAAAAAGUGGAAAGAAACGGAAAUCUUCUGAGUCUGACAUAGAUAGUUUAAUGUAUACUAUUGAUGCUGUGGCUAAAGGUGACUGGGGCACUGAAAAGCCUUCAGUAAGUCCAGUAAAAAGUGGACGAUGCUCAGCAAAGUCAACUGAAAAUCAAUUACACUCUGUCUCCAGCCCACCAAAGAAAAAAAUUAAACCAAAACCAAUAAAAUUAUCUGCUGAGAAAGUUUCAGAACUCAACAAACACUCAAAGGUGUCUGAUUCUGAGAAGAUUACCACCAUCCCCGUCAAAACUGAAACAUUUCCUAUAACUGAUCAACUGCUUUCACAUAGUGCACUAAGUGAAGUGAAAGGUGAAAGCAAGGAAAUCAACAAAAAAACAGAAGCUUCUGGGUCCAGAAAAUCUGAACGAGCAUGUAAAGGUGCCCUUUACAAGACUUUAGUGUCAGAAGGCAUGUUGACAUCUUUACGGGCUAAUGUUGACAGAGGCAAGAAAGCUUCAGGGAAAGGGGGAUCGUCUGAUCAUGAAGGAUGUUGGAAGGAGGAAGACUGGACAUUUUCAAAUGUUGGAAGCAGUGGAACCAAAAAGUUGAAGAAAUUGAAACAAAAAGAUGAAUCGGCCCUUGGCUUAGGGAAUCUAGAGCAGGAAUUUGAAAAGAAAUUCAACAGCCUUCCUCAAUACAGUCCAGUAACCUUUGACCGCAAGAACUCAACAAUGACAAGGAAAAAGAAGAAGAAUAGGAGUGGAUCCACUGAGCAACUGAAGUGUGAUAAAGGAUCAUCUGCACCUCAGAAAAUAGUCAGCAAGUUUAAACACCAAAAGGACACACUUCAUUUAACUGAUAAAGCCAUAUUCCCACAAGAUACAAACUCUGAGGAUCAUGCGGAGAAAGAAGAUCAUGCACCAUCAAUUCCAAGCAGUCUACUAAUGGUCACACAAGAACCACUCGUUGGCAGCCAAAAGCGCAAGGCCAGAAAAACAAAAAUAACACACCUAAUCCGAACAGCUGAUGGACGAUUGUCACCUGCAGGGGACCUAACAAAGGAGAAGAUGUUAUGUAAACAGGAGAAGAAAAAGCAGCCAGUAAAGACAGAUGGUUUGACUAGUGGAGUCAACUAUGGUAGCUCAGAAAAUGAACAGGCUUGCAGUAUUUCACCAGAAGUGCAAACUACAUCAGCUAUCCCAGCAUUCUUCAGUUUAGCUGCCUUGGCAGAGGUUGCGGCAAUGGAAAAUGCACACAGAGGCCAACAUUCAGUUUCUCUGAACCACGAUGGACAGCCCAAGGAAAUGGCGCAAACGGCAGUACUUAUCUCCUGUGCAGACCAAUAAUCUGUGAUUGAUUUGUAUCCCAACAAAAUCUGCAAUGCAGAGGGAUGAAUCCAUAAGGCCUGAUAUUGACUGCAUUGUGGGAACCUCACCUUUCCAUGGCUGGACAGGGAGGCACAGUCUGAAUAACGUCCCAUAAGCUCAGAAUAUAAACGAAUGGGGCUAAUUUCCUCAGCUGUUGCACCCAAUCUGAAGACAACUUGGUUAUAUAAAAGAAUUGCUGUUACACAGAACAAAAGGCCAUGAAAUCUACUGGCAACUCUUGCAGUUGGACGCUGUGCGAUUAGAGUGUGAGCUACUCAGAUUUGCUGCAAAUUUUAGCUUUUCUCAAGUAACACUGAUGCACUGUGCUAGUGACUAGAUAUCGUCAAGUUCUCUUUGUUUUCCCUAUUUUUAAAAAAGAAGCACAUUAUGAUUUAAGUUUUAGAAAAACUGUAAUCAUGAACUUCUACCUGAUCACUGAAAUGAUGGUGGGAAGAAAAUAUAUUAUUAAAAAUACUUAACAUUUUGCUCAUUACAUUAAGAAAUUUUAUUUCAACAGCAUCUACUUAGUUGAAAAUAUCUCUUACUCUGUAGUUGAGUUUAAAAGCGAAUCUGCCUCUGAACAGAUGGUACAUUUUUUUUUACACACUGUUUUUGCUUGAGUUUUUUUUUCCAUAAUGACUUCAUACCUAUUGUUUUCGCGUUAUAUUGCUAAACCUCACUGACCCUGCACUGGGCCAGUUUACUGGACAUGACUGUUUUCCUAUAUACUGUCAAGAUAUGUAAAAUAAUUUGCUUAUUUUUUUAAGCAAUUAGGCACUAAUAGUGGCAUAAAUCCUGUAAGCUUUUUAGGUCCCAACUGUUGCACUGCUGUGUUUUUUACAGUGAAUGAUUAUUAUGAUGGUUGUAGGGUUACUAAUUCAGCAAAUUACUGAAGAGAAAUUCAGGUUUUAUUUCAGGUUGCAGAAGUAUAUCAGCACAAAGAAAUCAACAUCUUCUGUCAGACCAACAGCUAGAAUUACUGAUGUUUUGUACUACUUUGUUUAAAUGCAAAAUAUUUUAUUCCUAUAUUAGUUGAAGAUCAUGUUACCAGAAUGGGAAAACAACUGGGAAUUACAAAGAACAUUUCAAAGUAGUUGUUCAAAUUUUAAGGGUAUUAUUCUACAGUCUCAAACACAGUUCUUAUGCAGUUCAGUGAAGUCACAGUAAUACAGAUGUAAUUAUAAGCUAUGUUGUAUUUUAUGGUUGUUAGUUCAACAUCUUGAUACCAGUAAUCCUGAAAAUAGAUUAAUACUGUGCAAGCAGUAGUCUUAUUUUCAGGACAUUCGCAAGGAUCAUUUAAUAUUUAAUAAGCACCACAGAAUGGAAUAGUACAUGCUGUUCACAGCAAUGAAACUUGGUUAUUUUAGUAAAUUUUUAUUGGAAUUUGCAAUGAAAUAGUACAGUUAAAAUGAAACAAAUUUUUCCAAAGCAUUCCUACUGAUUAAACACUUUUUUCUGGACUAGGUCUGAAUUAAUCUUAUAUUUGGUGUGACACUUAUAACAGAGAUGUUAACAUGGGCUCAUUGAGCCUUUGUACUAAUUUUAUACAUCUUUUGACAAAAUGAUCAUAUGCCCUACAAUUUACAUUUGCAAAGUUAAAAUUUAAACUUUCAAGAUUUAUAUUUUAGAUUGGUGAGUAGAAUUAGUGAAUCAGACGAGUGACAGAAUAGCAAAGAGCCAUUAUUUCAGAGUAUGUGCCAUUACUUCAGAGUUCUAAAAUAAGAUACACUUAACAGUUAUUUUAAUAAUAGAUUAAUUAUUAUAAAUUCAAAAGUAAUCUUGAUUGUCAGGUUAAUGUGCUUUUUCAAAUUCAGUAAAGGAACUUGAUUUGGCUUUGUGAACUAGACAGGUGCUUUGAAGAUCUAAAGUGUUUGCCUCAAAGAAGAUUUGUGGUAAUGUUGGUCAUUCUCAGGACUUCUAAAAGUGAUACAAAAAGCUUUCAGUAACGCCUUAAAUGGUACAAGCCAUCAUGAUUCUGUUUUUAUUUAAAUUUGCACUCUUGUGCUGUUUUUGUUAAUUAUACUGACAGUUCUACAUUGUAUCUUUACCCCAGGUAUAAUCUGCUAACAAUGAGGAACAAAUAAAACUAUUGCUGAGGACUUGUACCAAAUAUAUGACCAAUGAUGUCUUCCAACAGCAUGUGCCACUGAACAUAAUAGUAUGUGGGCAGCAAAUGAAACCAGAAGUAAGCUCACCAUGUUAGUUCUGCAGUGAAAUCAUAGUGAAGAAGAGAGGCUGGGGAUGCGUGGGGAAAAUAGUAGCUGUGAUUAUAGGAGCUGGUGGAGGAAUCGGGAGGGAAUUUGAUUCUGUACAGAAUGCAAAGCACAGAAACCUGAAUACAUCUACUUGUAUGACUCGGAUAAGGGAAAUAAAUAUAUACUUCACUGUUCAAAGAAACUUCAGCUACUAGAGCAUGUAUUGUUUUCUUAUUGGAAAUGUACAACCAACUGCAGGAUCCACUUAAAUGUUGUGUUAGUUGAUGGUUCAUAUUUCAACUUUGAAUACAUUGGGAAGAUCAUAAAAAUGAUUAGUAAGUUCUAAACAUUGCCCAGAUACAUGAAACUGGUUCACCUGGAUCUGCAAAUAUCAUCCAUCAAAUCCUUUACCAAAGUGAAUUUUUGGCUGCAAAGACACAAUCCCUAGGAUGAGUUUUGGAACUGGCACAUCAUCAACAGGGAAAUUAAUGUAUCAGAAUUGUUGAUUGAAUUGCAAUACCAAACUAGCCACAUAUAUUUUAGAAAGCUAAGGCUGUAUUACUGUAUUCUGGGCUUCGGUCUUAACUGCUGACACAGAAGAUAGAUGCACUUUUCUCAACCAACAAUAUAUGAAACUGUAAAACAAACAUCCCGAUUUUUCUUUGCGCGGAAUUUGAAAUUUGCCAUUUAUUUUUCCAGCCACGGAGUACAGGCCAUGAUUAGGCAUAAAGUAGCUGGAACACUCCAUCCUGGUAACAUGAUCCUUUAUACAAUUGUAUGCAGCUUUAUACAAUAUUUUGUUUCUCUUUUCACUCUAGCUGUAAAUAACAUCUUGUUAAAGUUUUGUGAAAUUGUCAUCUUCGCUUGUCAUUAGAAAUAUCGUCUUUUCCUUGUUGUAGAAACCAGCUUCUGCCCAAAGUCUAGCUAAUAUUUAAAAAUGGAGAAGUACACAAAAGUAACUGUAUUUAAAUGUUACAAUGCUUUUUCACAAAAGUUGAGUAUAAUGAUAAAAAUGUCUACUUUUUAUGCCUGACCAAGUAGAAUACAAUUCAUUGUAUUUUUGCAUUAAUUUUGUUUGUUUUACUGUUAAGUGACGUUUCCAUGACAUUGAUAGGUGGGUAUGGAGUUUAAUAGUGAGCUCCUCCUUUGAAUUAUAGAAAGAGAGUGUGACUAUUUUGAAGUAUAGCUUAUUGCACUUGAUAUCACUUUUUUAGCAUGUGAAAAGACUGCAAAAUUUGAUCACCAAUGUAGAGAAGUGAGAGUUCCUAAACCAGGUAAUUGAAUGCCUAUCAGCUGUCCUGGUGCCUAUUCUGGAAGUGUACCCAUUUGCUUACAAAGAGCUUUACUAUUCAUGGAUUGAGCAAAGCAAAUAACAGGGAGAAUUAAUGAAUCAUAUCUGUAUAAUACUGCUUCUGUUUUCACUACAGUAAAUUGUUAUGGGAGAAGCAGUGGAAAUAGCAGGAGCUAUUACAGAGUGAAUGUACUGUUCUUGCCACCAUUGUGCAGAAGUGGACAGUAGGAUGGAUAUCGCUGAAUUUUUCUUUGUGGCUCAAUCUUUCCUUUCCUGAAGCGUUAGCACACUUAAAUUUUGCCCACUGUGCAUAUUUGAAUGGACACAUCGUGUGAAACUUGGGUCUGUGCCAGAAAUCUCUCCAGGCUUCUGCUCCAAUGCCAGAACCUUAGAAGUUGUUUGAUGGAUACCCUGUAAAAAUACGUUCUGUGGGAGUGAAUGUAGGAAGGCCCACAGUAGAAAUUUAACAACCAGGCAAUUAACCCUGAUAUGCAUUCAACUUCAUUACCAUCUUUAAACAAACAUAUUUCUUGGGGAAUUUGGUUUGUUGAAGAUUUGAUACUUGAUAUAACUAUUGGAAAAAUUCAUAGAACAUUUAUACAUUGGGAUUACAUAUUACCAAAUUUUAUUUUGAUCAUUUUUAAAAAUGCUGAAUCAUUGAAGGUUAGUUAUUAAAUCAGUUCAGAGAUUAUUUCUACAUAGAAAACAUCCUAUGAUUAUAUUUCUUUUAAGUGAGUUGCAAUAAUAGUUAUGUAAGGCUUCUAAUUUGUUCCUCCUGCUGGAAUUGUUUGUGUAACUAAAAUGAUGUAAUGAUCUGCCAAUCUACAUGGUAUUACAAGUUACACUUUUAGUUUUAGCAACCUAAGAAUUUCCAUUAAUCUGCAUGGGAAUAGUCCAGGCAAUUUCAGUCUGAUAUGUACAGAAGGUUUAUCUAAUCCUUGAUUUAAGUGUUUUAUUUACAAAGCAUCACAUGCAUAAUUUAUAGUAGCAUAUUUUAAAUAGCUUUUGGUAUUAAGAAAUGCAAUAACCAAUCACUUUUUCUAUUGUGAGUACAAUGAAUGAGACAGUUAAGGGUAGGAUUGUAUGUAUAUUUGGAGUUCAUUCUCCUGUAGAAAAGGUAGAAAGCAAUCGAACAGUCUUAAAGGCAUAACUCUAUUACCUGCAUACAAAGACAAAAAAGACUAAUUUUGAUUACAAACAUUUAGCUCAUUUAAAUUUGUUGAAGACCAAGUUGAUAAGUCACUCAAUUUUUCAAAGCCUGUGUCGUAAAAAUGAAUAAUAAUUUGUUAAACUGAGCAUUAAUAGAUUUAUUGUUAAAGAUUACUCUGAAUUAGAAUGGAGAUGGCAGCAGAUUAUUAUUGUCAAGUAACUAAUAAUCAUUCAGACAAGAAAUCCUGGGAUAUUGAUCUAAUUUCAUUGUAGAUGUGAAAAUAUGCUUUCUGGAUGGAAUUUCGUAAUUCAGAUAUAACAUGCACAUCUUUAUUGUAGAUGUUUAUUUUAAAUAUUAGAACUUUAACAGAUAAUAUAAUGUAAUUUCUUUUUUACCUUCUAUUGUAAGGCAUAGCUUAAGAAACUGAAAAUGUGCAGUGUCUAGAAGACAGUUCUCUGGCCUUAAAAUUACUUAAGUUUUUCUUAAAUUGGAAUUGAAAACAAAGACAGCUUUACAAAAUUUAAAUUUUUUAAUAUUGUUAUGUCUUAGUUAUAAUUGCUGCAGUAACAAUGUAGCCAAAGGGUUCAUUUGUAGUAGUAUUUCUUACACAUUGUUUGAAGUUGAAUGAAGAAAAUGUUUACUUUUUAAAAUAUAUAUAUAUUGAAAGGAAAAUAAGUCUACUGACCUAGUUGUGUCUACAAACUAACAUCUUUUAUAUUACACCCAUUUGGUCAGGUUGAAGCCUUGGCCACAGUAAUUAGUCCAGUAGAAAUCCCAAAUAACAAGAGGAAUACAAUGAUAAAACAUUGUGUAAUGUACCAUUAAAAGCAUGGAGUGUGGCCUAAAAAGGGAGGCGGGAAGCUGUAAUGCACCUAAUCUAUUGACCAAAUGUAUGAUGCAAUUUAAUAAUUUAUAAAUAUUUGUUUUUGGCCAAUUAAAAUGAUUUCAGUAGUAUAUUUGUAAAUGAUGGCUCACCAAGUAGGCUGAAAUAUUUAAUUUUUUUUUGGAAAGGGGUAGAAUGAUGUAAUAAUGUACAGUUCAUUUUAAUUUUAAUACCAAAAAUGCAGGGAUGUUUUCUGAUUCACAAAAAAGUAUUAAAGGAAUUAUAUUUCAUUAGAAUAAAAAGCAAAUUUAUAAAUACAUAGACAGUCUGAAUGAUAUUUACUAACUUUGAAGACCAGCAUUAAUUUCUGUCACUAUUCGAACCAUUAGGGUUUAGUUAAAACAGUUAAAAUGAAGAUCAACACCUUGCGCACUCAUUCCAGACCAACAGGGAAAUGUUUGGGCAUACUUCUAAUAAUUGUCAAUUGUUUUUGAACUUCAAAUUAAAAUUUCUAAUGGUUAAAUUAAACAAGGCUAUUAACAGCAAUGUUUGUUUAAUGCUUGAGAAAAUUAAUAUCAGACCAUUUGAAAUAAAUAACUAAAUUAAGAGCAGACUACACACACAGAAUUGCAUUGUCUGCAGUUUCAAUUUUACACAUUCAAGGCACUUGUUGAAAGACAGAAAAUGUCCAUUUUAUCCUUGAGUUGAUGAAAUAAAUCAAUUAUGGAGCACAAGAAAACUUUAAUUUAGUUUAAUUGUUCAUUCUCUUUCAAAAAUGAUCACAUAGUAAUUUUGAUUCCAAUUAAAAAUUAGUCUGGAGGGCUUGUUUAAAUAGUGCUAUUAUAAUAUUCUUUCAAAUGAAAUGCCAACCAUCUGGUUUUUAGAAGUUCCUGGAAAUAUUUGGACCACUCUCUUUUAACUGUUAGUUUGAUGUGAAUUUCUAUUCCUUCUCCUGAGAGGUGGAAAGAAUGCAUUGGUGAGCUUUGAGGAAGCUAGGUCACUGUCACUGAAUGAACCAAUAAUUUUGAUAUUAACACUGCAUUAGGAAAAGGCCAUAAUUUUUUGAGAUAGACAGAUCACAAUCAACAAUUCUUCCCUUCAGUGUUUGGAGGCCUUUGGUGAUCCAGAUACUUUAAAUCAUUUAUACUGGUAAAAUGUAAGUUCAGAGUUUCGGAUGUGUCACUGCAAUCAUGAAACCAAUAGAGCCAUUAUGGUAGUGUUUUGUUGGCAAAUAAUCCAUUUACAGUUUGAAAACUCAUGAAGGGACUGAUCAAAUUCAUUGAAGGCACUUUAUAUAUACCUUCAUUUAUAAAAACAUCUAAGGUCAUUAAAAACAUGAUAUUUCCUUUAAUAAUAUUACUCAUACAGACCCAAAGAUCACAGUCUGAGCCUGACCACUCUGCUCAGUGCUGGUUCCUCCUCUAUAAGUUUACUUAACAGGCACUUUGGAUGUUGUGUCUCUGUCAGUAGACUCCCAAAGAGCAGGACAUUCAAUGGCUAGUAAUCCUCCCAUCAGUUCUGAAGCACCAAGAUACAUCGAUGUUUAAAAGAAAAACAGCUAACCGCCACUGUCAUCUGUAAUUUGAUCCAAGUACAAAAUCACAAUGUUUGAAGGGGGCUAACUGUGGUUCCUAAGACGAUGGCAUUUAAAAUUGCUUGUAGGCUUGGUACACAUUAGAAAUGCACAGAGCAGUUAUGAUGAUGGUGUUGAUCCUCAGUAUACUGAACUAUUUGCCUUUUUUUUUACUCUUGUUGCAGGCAACAAAGUAGAUGACGUAGCAUUUAACUGCACCGUUUAAUGGAGUACCACAGUUCAUAAUAUUAAUUGAAAGGGUUAAUAGUAUGGCUGAAAGUCGUUGCUAAGUCUUGCAAGGCACUGUGGUUCUAAGCUAUUCAUUUAAACAUACUUGUGGUAACUGGGAGACUGCUAUAGGUUCCUGAAAGAGUAAUGCCAGUGAUGUAUAAUUUCAAAAACAUGAAGCAAAAUUCUUGGUGAUGUUAGGAGAUCCCUAUUACAUGAGAAUUAGUUCUUGUUACAGAAGGUGCCUGUGUAUAUAGCUCCUUUGUAUUGCUUUGAGCAGAGUCCCUUAUAUAUUUCUUACUAAUAUGCUCUGUAGAAAUUGAAUUCAGAAAUUUUACUACUGAUAAUUAAGAGUUUAAAGCCACUAAUUAUAUAAAAGUUGCAUAAUUUGACAGAUGAUCAUUUUAUAUUGCGUACUGUUUAUUGCCUGUCUGUUUAGUUUUGUGAUUGAAACACAGUUUUCCUUUUCACUAUGUUAUAAUGCUGUAUGCUGCUGCAGUGUUAUUCUCAUUAUUUCCAAGCAGGCAAUAAAG
This is a messenger RNA of Mobula hypostoma (lesser devil ray), 10521 nucleotides long. RefSeq names its product HMG box transcription factor BBX. Gene Ontology annotation, biological process: regulation of transcription by RNA polymerase II. Gene Ontology annotation, cellular component: nucleus. The record is from RefSeq and is a predicted model, not a curated record. The transcript has 14 exons. Lineage: Eukaryota; Metazoa; Chordata; Chondrichthyes; Myliobatiformes; Myliobatidae. Gene Ontology annotation, molecular function: RNA polymerase II transcription regulatory region sequence-specific DNA binding; DNA-binding transcription factor activity, RNA polymerase II-specific. Bases 359 to 2707 code for a protein of 782 amino acids.